Acomys russatus (golden spiny mouse) is the source of this 1790-nucleotide messenger RNA. RefSeq names its product Rho GTPase activating protein 19 (gene Arhgap19). Gene Ontology annotation, cellular component: cytoplasm. NCBI's taxonomy places the organism in Eukaryota, Metazoa, Chordata, Mammalia, Rodentia, Muridae. Gene Ontology annotation, biological process: signal transduction; regulation of small GTPase mediated signal transduction. The record is from RefSeq and is a predicted model, not a curated record. Gene Ontology annotation, molecular function: GTPase activator activity. Bases 249 to 1706 code for a protein of 485 amino acids. The transcript is spliced from 12 exons.
GGUGAAGGGAGUGUGCCGUUGAAUUUCACUCAGAGCCCGGCACGUAUAAUUAGCUAGUUUUUUACUUCUGUUUUGUUCCUCCUUGCAGAACAGUACUCAGAGGCUUAGUAAGUACUGCCUUUCAGGCCCCAUAAUAUGUCCUUGUGCCUCCUACAUGCCUGGAAUGUGUGUAGGCUGCACAGGGGCCCAGAAAGGAGAGUCCUUUGUCACAGCAGGAGGAAGCCUUGUCCUGUCUCUUGCACUUAGCAAUGCCUCAUCAGAAGCUUUCGGCGUUUAUUGAUGCCAUCUGCAAUUUUGUCAUUUGCAAUGAUUCUCCCCUACGAGGUCAGCCUGUUAUCUUCAAUCCUGACUUUUUUGUGGAGAAACUCCGACAUGAGAAACCAGAGGUGUUCACCGAGUUGGUGGUCAGCAAUAUCACAAGACUUAUUGAUUUGCCUGGAACUGAGCUGGCUCAGCUGAUGGGGGAAGUGGACCUUAAGUUGCCUGGUGGGGCUGGCCCAGCGGCAGGAUUCUUCAGGUCUCUAAUGACACUCAAGCGGAAGGAAAAAGGAGUGGUAUUUGGAUCUCCACUGACGGAGGAAGGCAUUGCCCAGAUAUACCAGCUGAUUGAAUAUCUGCACAAAAACUUGCGAGUAGAGGGCUUGUUCAGGGUACCCGGCAACAGCGUCCGGCAGCAGCUUUUGAGAGAUGCUCUCAAUAAUGGAACUGAUAUUGACUUGGAUUCGGGAGAGUUUCACUCAAAUGAUGUUGCCACCCUGCUGAAGAUGUUUCUAGGAGAGUUACCAGAGCCCCUGCUGACCCAUAAACAUUUCCAUGUACACCUCAAAAUUGCUGAUUUGAUGCAGUUUGAUGAUAAAGGAAAUAAGACCAACGUACCAGACAAGGAGCGGCAGAUUGAGGCCCUGCAGCUGCUCUUCCUCAUCCUCCCUCCUGCCAACCGUAACUUGCUGAAGUUACUGCUUGACCUCCUGUAUCAAACCGCGAAGAAGCAAGACAAGAAUAAGAUGUCUGCCCACAACCUUGCCCUUAUGUUUGCACCUCAUGUCCUGUGGCCCAAAAAUGUCACUGCAAAUGACCUUCAGGAAAAUAUCACAAAGUUAAACACUGGCAUGGCUUUUAUGAUCAAACAUUCCCAGAAACUUUUUAAGGCUCCUGCUUAUAUUCGGGAAUGUGCCAGAUUGUACUAUUUGGGCUCCAGAACUCAAGUAUCAAAGGAUGAUCUUGAUCUGACAACCUCGUGUCAUGCCAUGUCCUUCAAGCUGGCAAGAUCUCAGAAACGGAACAGGGUAGAUCCUUGCUCCCAACAGGAGGAGACCCAGCAACACACAGAAGAGGCCCUGAGGGAGCUCUUCCAGCACGUGCAUAACAUGCCAGACUCAGCGAAGAAGAAACAACUUAUCAGACAGUUCCAUAAGCAGCCUUUAACUCAAACUCCAGGGCAAGAACCUUCUACUCCCAGAGUCCAGAAGAGAGCCCGCUCACGCUCCUUCAGUGGGCUGAUCAAGCGCAAAGUCCUGGGCAAUCAGAUGACGUCAGAAAAGAGAAACAGCCCCCCUACUCCAGAGACUGUGGCCAUGGGAGAACUGAAGAGAGCCAGCAAAGAGAAUAUGAGCUUGUUCUUCUCUGGCUCCCCAACUGUCACAAUGACACCAACAAGACUGAAGUGGUCUGAGGGGAAGAAAGAGGGAAAGAGAGGAUUCUUCUGAAGGAUCUGCUACUUCUCCUGUCAUCCACGAUGAAGUUUCUCUGUAGUGGGAUAGGUGUUAUUUCUGUUCUCAGCGAAGUUUGGU